This is a messenger RNA of Saxophila tyrrhenica, 5709 nucleotides long. RefSeq names its product TATA-binding protein-associated factor mot1 (gene MOT1). The transcript has 2 exons. NCBI's taxonomy places the organism in Eukaryota, Fungi, Ascomycota, Dothideomycetes, Mycosphaerellales, Extremaceae. The record is from RefSeq and is a predicted model, not a curated record. Gene Ontology annotation, molecular function: ATP-dependent chromatin remodeler activity; TBP-class protein binding; ATP binding. The coding region runs from base 1 to 5709 and encodes 1902 amino acids.
AUGGCGGCUUCACGACUCGACAGGCUUGUGACGCUUUUAGAGACGGGCAGUACUCAGCUCAUACGGAAUACCGCUGCCCAACAACUUGCGGAUGUGCAAAAGAAUCAUCCAGAUGAGCUGUUCAACCUCCUGACUCGCGUUGUGCCAUAUCUCAGAUCAGUAUCAUGGGAUACGCGAACGGCCGCUGCAAAGGCUAUAGGCGGCAUCGUCGAGCAUGCGGAGAAGUACGAUCCUAACGCGACUCUUGAAGAUGUCAAGCCCGACACCAACGGCAGGAAUGACUCCAUCAAAGAAGAAAAUGGAGCUUCACUCACUGGCCCUGAUCAACUCCAGCUAUCCACCCUGGACGUUGAGUCCAUCCUUACCUACGGCAAGGAGCUCCUCGGUAGUGCUGGGAAGCAGUACGACUUCAAGCUGGCCGGGCUGAAUGCUUCCGAACGUCUCGCGCAUCAGAAGAAGACGCUGACCUCACGUCUCGGGCUGGGCGGAGAGUACAUCGAAGAUGAUCUUGUCACUGAAAAAGACAUCGCAAUACGAUCUGGGUCUUUCUCGGCGCCAGGCCUGCCGAAGCUCGAUACCGGUGUUUCCAACAUGAGCAGUCAGGCUGAUGAGGUGCUUAUGAAGUCUCCCGAGAAUUUGCCUCCGACUACUCCAGCUGAAGGAGAGAUGAGCAAGCGACAGCUCAACAUGCUCAAGCGGAGGCGAAAGGAGGAGCUGAAACGCGACAACAAGAAGUUCAAGUACGAUUUUGCGCAACGGCGCAGCAGUACCAGCGGCGGAGCUACUGCUAUGGAAGCGGACGUCAAGCCGGACAUCAAGCAGGAACCUUCUGAGAACGGCAACGCGGACUACAUAUCGCUGGACCGCAAGGGUGGGGACGAUGAGAGCAAAGUGGUGUCAGAGUUUAAAGGCAUGCCGGUGCAAGAAAAGUCCAGCCUGGUCACAGAAGCAGAAGAAGAGGGCAACGAGUGGCCUUACGACCGGCUUUGCGAAUUCCUGACCGUCGAUCUUUUCGAUCCAGCAUGGGAGAUCCGACACGGCGCUGCGAUGGGCCUCCGUGAGAUCGUGCGUGUGCACGGGGAGGGCGCAGGUCGACAAGGCGGCAAGACACGGCCGGAGAACGACAGGCUCAACCAAGCAUGGCUCGAUGACCUAGCAUGCCGAUUAUGCUGCGUCUUUAUGCUCGACCGCUUCGCUGACUACGUCUCUGACAACGCCGUCGCACCUAUCAGGGAGACGGCCGGCCAGGUUCUAGGCGCGGUACUCCAGCAUCUCCCCGCAUCAUCCGUCCACGACAUCAACCGCAUACUCUACCGCCUUGUCAUGCAAAAGGACCUCAAAGUCUCCCGCCGCAUCUGGCACGCUUGCCAUGGUGGUAUGAUCGGCAUGCGCUACCUUGUCGCCGUCCGGAAAGACCUCCUCUUCCAAGACGCUUCCCUUAUGGACGGUGUGCUAGAAUGCGUCAUCAAGGGACUCGGCGACCAGGACGACGAUGUCCGAUCCGUGAGCGCCGCCACUCUCAUCCCUGUCGCACAGGAAUUCGUCAAUGUCCGACAGAACGAACUCAAGAACCUUAUCAGUGUUGUCUGGGAGUGCUUGUCCAGCCUAAGCGAUGACCUCAGCGCUAGUACCGGUGCGGUCAUGGAUUUGCUGGCGAAGCUCUGCAGUUUCCCGGAAGUGCUGGAGGCCAUGAAAGAGAAUGCUGAGGUAGAUCCGGAGCAAAGUUUCGAGGAUCUGGUUCCUAGGCUUUACCCGUUCUUGAGGCACACCAUUCGGACGGUCAGGUCGGCAGUACUGAGAGCGCUGCUGACGUUUAUCAAUAUCGAGGGUGUGGAUACGAAGGGCUGGAUCAAGGGGAGAGCACUUCGGCUGGUCUACCAGAAUCUGCUUGUGGAAAGGGACGACGAUGUGCUGAAGCUUUCGCUGGAAGUCUGGAACGCGCUCGUCGACGCUCUCGCUCGGCAAGGACCAGAGUACUUCCGACAAGAGUUCGAGCCUCACGCCGCACCUCUUGUUGCACUCACUGUUCACCCCAUCGGCAACAGUCGACACCCUCAGCCUAUGGAUGCAACGCUUUUCCUCAAACCUUCCGGACAGAGCUUCGCGCCUCUCGCCACUGCCCACCGAGCCUCUCCCGUCAACGGUGCAUCUCCACCUGCAAAGAAGAGGCGCAAGUCUGAGAAGAGCAUAUCCACAGCCAUUCCAACUGGACCAAUAUCACACAACAUCGACGCCGCGAUCAUGCAAGGCGACGUUGACCUGGUUGGCACAGACGUCAUGAUCAGGACGCGCAUCUUCGCUACCCGUGCACUUGGGAAUGCCAUCUCUGCCUGGCCAAUGGAAGAGCGGUCGUCCUUCUUCGGGCCGAAGCUCAUGCCUCAUCUCACAUCGAUGUACGGCUCGAGCCAAAUCUUCGCAGCCAUGGCGCUCGAAGGCUACGCAGCCACGUUGGCAGCAAAGGAUGAUCUCGCCACAAAUGCCGCCGCAGAACUGCGAGGCAUGGUGGAGGAGGAACGUCCUGGCUGCUAUAGUGACCAGAACAACUACCUGAAAAUCGCUAGAGCGCAGUGUCAGCAGCUGCUCAACGCUUUCGCCGAGCAAGCUCAUGUCUCAGGCAACAAGCUACCCGUUAUGGCUGUCGUCUGUCAGGGCGAGCCGGAAGCUGGCAAGAAUGCUUUCUCCAUUGAGAAUGCUGAAAGGAUUGCUACUGUCGAAUUUGAGCGGCUCAAGAAAGGUCUGUCUUCUGUACAGCGCAUGGCGGCUGCGGAGGCGCUGGAGACGGCAAGACUGGACGCUCAGACCGCCAUUGCUGAGGCCAAGAGUGCGAAGCUGCGCAGUGAUCUGCGCAUUCAAUCAUCGGCUGCUACUGCGUUGGUGGCUUUCCGCGAUAUCCCCAAGAAGCCACAGUACGCCAUCAAAGCGCUCAUGGACAGCGUCAAAGAGGAAGAGAGCACCGAUCUUCAGCACCGAUCUGCUUGCGCGGCUGCCGGCUUGGUCAGUCAGCUUGUUGCCUCAGAACGGCACAAGGUCGUUGAGAAGGUGGUCGGCAACCUCGUCAAGUACUGCUGCAUGGAGACUGGCGAGACGCCUGAGUUCCAUCCAAAUGCUACGAAAGAGGCUGGCAUUCUUUCGUUGCAAAAAGAUGAGGAUAUCCAAGACCGGCCGGAUGCUGCGAAGUAUGAGCGGGAAGUCAGGGCGGCGAAGAUUACGACAAGAGGAGCGAAAGAUGCGCUGGAGCAGCUGUGUCAGAACUUCGGCGCAGAGAUAUUCACAAAGGUGCCAAAGUUGCGGGAUGUCAUUGAAGGGCCAAUACGGUAUUGCUUUUCUGGUGAGCUGCCUACCGGAAUCGCCGAUCCAGAGACGACGACUGGGCAAGAGGUUGUCGAUGCCAUGUCGACUUUGCGAGCGCUGGUUGCCACGCUGGAUCCUGGUCUUCAUAGCUGGGUACUGGACCUACUACCCUUCGUCGCCACUGCUCUGCAGAGCAAGCUUGCCGUCUUGCGGUACACGGCCGCGAAGAGCUUCGCCAGCGUCUGCAGCGUUAUCACCGUGCAGGGCUUCACUAUGCUCGUGGAGAAAGUGUUACCGGCUAUCAACAACUCACUUGAAGUCGUGCAUCGACAAGGCGCUAUCGAGUGCAUCUACCAUCUUAUCCAGGUGAUGGGCGACGGCAUACUGCCAUAUGUCAUCUUCCUGCUGGUGCCAGUGCUCGGCCGCAUGAGCGAUUCUGACGGCGGUGUGCGCCUGAUCGCUACCACAGCAUUCGCUACGUUGGUGAAGCUCGUACCGCUCGAAUCCGGCAUACCCGACCCUCCAGGCCUCCCGCAAAGUCUCCUCGAAGGCCGCGAGCGCGAGCGCAAGUUCAUCGCUCAAAUGCUGGACCCGAAGAAAGUCGAGCCCUUCGAAAUCCCCGUCGCCAUCAAAGCCGAGCUGCGCUCCUACCAGCAAGAAGGCGUCAAUUGGCUGCACUUCUUGAACAAGUACAACCUCCACGGCGUGCUGUGUGAUGACAUGGGUCUGGGCAAGACUCUGCAAACGCUCUGCAUCGUCGCCAGUGACCAUCAUAUGCGAUCAGAGGAGUUCGCGAAGACAGGAGCUCCGGACAUGCGACGCGCGCCAUCGCUUAUCAUUUGCCCGCCGACGUUGACUGGGCAUUGGAAGCAGGAGAUUCUACAGUAUGCUCCUUUCUUGACUGCUGUGGCGUAUGCUGGACCGCCUCCUGAGAGAAGUCGAGUUCGUUCGCAGCUUGCGACGGCGGAUAUUGUUAUUACAUCGUACGACAUUUCGAGGAACGACGUCGAGAUACUGCUGCCGAUCAGCUGGAACUACUGUGUGCUGGAUGAGGGCCACCUGAUCAAGAAUCCAAAGGCGAAGGUGACGCAGGCUGUGAAGAGGCUGAUCAGCAACCAUCGGCUGAUUCUCUCUGGGACACCGAUUCAGAACAAUGUACUGGAGUUGUGGUCGCUGUUCGACUUCUUGAUGCCAGGGUUCUUGGGCACGGAAAAGGUGUUCCAAGAUCGCUUUGCUAAGCCCAUUGCUGCGAGCAGGUUUGCCAAGUCGUCAUCGAAGGAGCAGGAAGCUGGGGCGCUUGCGAUUGAGUCGUUGCACAAGCAGGUCCUGCCAUUCCUGCUUCGCCGACUCAAGGAAGAGGUGCUGAACGACCUGCCGCCCAAGAUCCUGCAGAACUACUACUGCGACCUCAGCGACCUUCAACGCAAGCUCUUCGAUGACUUCAGUAAGAAAGAAGCUAAGGGCUUGCACGAUAUGGCCGGCAGCGCGGACAAGGAAGCCAAGCAGCACAUCUUCCAAGCCCUGCAGUACAUGCGCAAGCUCUGCAACUCCCCAGCUCUCGUCAUGAAGGAAGGCCACAAGCAGUACGCUGCUACUCAAGAGGUCUUGAAACGCGAAGGCUCGAGCAUUAAGGAUCCGAAGCAUGCACCCAAGCUCACAGCUCUCCGCGACCUUCUUGUCGAUUGCGGUAUUGGUGUCGAAACCACAGAGACCGGCGCUGUCCCUACUGCUGACCAGGCAGUGUCCCAACACCGGGCCCUCAUCUUCUGCCAAAUGAAGGAGAUGCUCGACAUGGUCGAGUCGACCGUGCUGAAGAAACUGCUCCCCUCCGUCACCUUUGCCCGUCUUGACGGUUCCGUGGAGGCAUCGAAGCGUCAGGACAUCGUCAACCGCUUCAACUCCGACCCCUCCAUCGACUGCCUCCUGCUCACUACCAGUGUCGGAGGUCUAGGCCUCAACCUGACUGGCGCGGACACGGUCAUCUUCGUCGAGCACGACUGGAACCCGCAAAAGGACCUCCAGGCCAUGGACCGCGCGCACCGCAUCGGGCAGAAGAAAGUCGUCAACGUCUACCGCCUGAUCACGCGCGGGACGCUGGAAGAGAAAAUCCUCAACCUGCAGAGGUUCAAGAUCGACGUCGCCUCUACGGUCGUGAAUCAACAGAACGCCGGGUUGGGCAGUAUGGAGACAGAUCAAAUACUGGACCUCUUCAAUCUUGGCGAGACGGAUCCGAACCUGUCCAUUACGGAUGGGAAGGAAGGGGAGAAGGUCGAUGCGGACAAUGCGGUGGACGCGGAGGGCAACGUGAAGGAGAAGGGGAAGAAGGGAAUUUUGGAUGAGUUGAGCGAGUUGUGGGAUGAGCGGCAGUAUGAGGAGGAGUUUAAUUUGGAUGGGUUCUUGAAGAGUAUGAAGGCUUGA